Hermetia illucens (black soldier fly) is the source of this 642-nucleotide messenger RNA. RefSeq names its product malate dehydrogenase, mitochondrial-like. Lineage: Eukaryota; Metazoa; Arthropoda; Insecta; Diptera; Stratiomyidae. Gene Ontology annotation, molecular function: L-malate dehydrogenase (NAD+) activity. The record is from RefSeq and is a predicted model, not a curated record. Gene Ontology annotation, biological process: tricarboxylic acid cycle. Gene Ontology annotation, cellular component: cytoplasm; mitochondrion. The transcript has 2 exons. The coding region runs from base 1 to 642 and encodes 213 amino acids.
AUGGGGACCGGUUCGUGGGUAGAACGGCUGUGCAACGGCCGCAUCUGGUGGUAUCGAGCAGCCCCUGUCCUGACUCUUGAAGCCGAGCUUUCCUACAUCGACACAGCAAGGAGUGUAAAGGGAUACGUCGGAGCAAGGCAAGUUGCUGAUUGUUUUAAAGGCGCCGAUGGAGUUGUUGUCCCAGAGGGCGUGCCACGGAAACCUGGAAUAACUCGAGAUGAUUUGUUCAACACCAAUGCUGGUAUCGUUCGAGAUUUGACUUCUGCCAUUACGGACAAUUGUCCAAAGGCUUUAAUUGUGAUUAUUACGAAUCCUGUGAACUCGUGUGUACUACUUACCGCAGAAGUUCUAAAAUCCAAAGGAAAAUACUAUCCCCGUCGUCUCUUCGGUGUUUCAACUUUGGAUAUUGUCCGUGCUCAAAAAUUCAUUUCUGAAUCAUGUAAAGUUGAUUUGGCAACCAUUGAUAUUCCGGUGAUCGGUGGACAUUCUGGUGUUACAAUUAUUCCGGUGAUAUCACAAUGCAAACCAAAAGUGUCGUUUUCGCAGCCCGAUCUUGAGAAAAUCACAGUACGCAUCCAAGAAGCUGGCACAGAAGGUAUGGAGGCUAAAGCUGAAGCGAGAAGAGGGCUAAAGCGAUUUUGA